CGGUAGGGUGUAACUGUCGUCGAUCUUCGCACCUCAACGGUCGUUGUUGUAUUUUUCUGGUGUCAUUUCUUUCGCCUUCCUUAAAGGUUCUCAAAAUGUCUACGGUCAAGGAGCGGCUUAUUGAAAAUCUGAUUGCGGAAGAUACAGGCUCCCAGUGUAAGAUCACCAUUGUUGGAACGGGUACCGUCGGCAUGGCUUGUGCUAUUUGUAUCUUACUGAAGGAUUUGGCUGAUGAACUUGCCCUUAUUGAUAUUGCAUCGGACAAAUUGAAGGGAGAAACAAUGGAUCUUCAGCAUGGCAGUCUUUUCUUUAGUACUGCAAAGAUUAUCUCUGGAAAAGAUUACACUGUAUCUGCCAACUCCAAAUUAGUUAUUGUCACAGCAGGUGCAAGGCAGCAGGAGGGAGAAAGUCGCCUUGCCCUGGUUCAACGUAAUGUGAAUGUCAUGAAAUCAAUUAUUCCUACCGUAGUUCAUCAUAGUCCUGACUGUAAAAUUCUUAUUGUUUCAAAUCCAGUGGAUAUUUUGACAUAUGUGGUCUGGAAGAUAAGUGGUUUACCUGCAACUCGUGUAAUUGGAAGUGGCUGUAAUCUAGACUCUGCCCGUUUCCGUUACCUAAUUGGAGAGAAGUUGGGUAUCCAUCCCACGAGCUGCCAUGCAUGGAUUAUUGGAGAACAUGGUGAUUCUAGUGUGCCCUUAUGGAGUGGAGUGAAUGUUGCUGGUGUUACUCUGAAGAGUCUAGACCCUAAAUUAGGAACUGAUUCAGACAAGGAACAGUGGAAAACUAUCCAUAAACAAGUUGUUGAAAGGGAAAGAUCAGUACUCAUUCCAGGAUUAUAUGGAAUAAAAGAAGAAAUCUUUCUCAGUAUCCCUUGUAUCUUGGGGCGGAAUGGUAUCUCAGAUGUUGUAAAAGUUAACUUGAAUUCUGAGGAGGAGGACCUUUUCAAGAAGAGUGCAAAUACACUUUGGAAUGUCCAAAAGGACCUGGUAUUUUGAAGCUUUUUAAUGCCACCGUUUUAUAGAACAGAGGAUAACAGACUGUAUAUUUUACAUUUUGAAAGUAUUUUCAUCUGAUGUGUAAAAAAUUUUAAAAAAAAUUGAAGACCUAUGA
Molecule: messenger RNA, 1107 nt
Organism: Galeopterus variegatus (Sunda flying lemur)
Lineage: Eukaryota; Metazoa; Chordata; Mammalia; Dermoptera; Cynocephalidae
Product: L-lactate dehydrogenase C chain
Exons: 8
Coding region: 96-992 (298 amino acids)
Biological process (GO): carboxylic acid metabolic process
Molecular function (GO): L-lactate dehydrogenase (NAD+) activity
Source: RefSeq, a predicted model, not a curated record